CUGACUGACGCAGAGUGUUAACUGGCUCGUGAGAAAGGGAGCUUGUGACAGCAAAGAAGACUGCAUGGGGAGGAAGGAAACAGUGCUGACUCCUUCUCCUGAAGAUGUCUCAGAAAUGGGCAGUCCUGGCUGUGCUCUUUUUCUUGCCAAUCAAUCUGACUGAAGCUUCCAACACGGUGAGUGUGGAGGCUGGUCAUGAGGCUGUGCUGAGCUGCCCUUACAUCUUCAACGUGUCUUUGCUGAUGGUGACAUGGAAGAAGAAAUGCAGCAGUUGCUGCGUGUUGGCCUACAGAAGUGAUCACAAUGAGACAGGGAAGACAAACUGCACUGAGAGGAUCAUGUGGAAAUAUUCACCUGACAGUGACCCUGCCCUUCGUAUUUACCCCGUGAACCUUAGUGAUGAGGGAAAUUACAGCUGUGAAAUUGUCAACAGCGAAGGGAAUUUUUAUUUUUCCUCUUCUCUGACUGUCAUGGUCCCUCCUAGAGCGACUCUGACCUACGACAAGAGCAGGGGGGCCGUCUGCCGGGCGUCUGCGGGAAAGCCGGCUGCUGGCAUCUCCUGGAUCCCGGCAAGCAACGCCAGCACUGAGGAAGAAAUCCAGCACGCCAACGGGACGGUGACCAGGGUGAGCUACACAGGCUGGGCCAACAGCACGCUGCCCACUGCCACCUGCCUGGUGACCCACCCAGCCUCAAACCACACCCUGUCCAUAGACCUGACGAAUGCUUCCCCCAGCCUUCCCUAUCUCCUGAUAGGAGGAUCUGCAAGUGUUGCUGCUGUCACUGGUGUGACUUUAUGCUUGAUUUUCUGGUGCAGAGCUUCCCGGUUACGACAAUUGGCACAGGGGCCAGCAGAACCAUCUGCAACUAGAAACUUCAAGUCCACACCCUCAGAUUUCUUACCAGAGAGUACCUACGAGAACUACUAUCCAGGAUCCAUAUAUAUGAACCAAUACCAGUGCAGGCAUAAGUAGUCUGAUUCCAGCUCAGCUAGUAAUGAUACCCAGCUACUUGAACUUCAACUAAUAAACCUCAGACCUUACCCACAAAGGAAAGCCUUUGUCUUUCCUGACGGUGGGGGAGAAAAACCCAUUUUAGCACGUUGUUUUUCUCUUUCUCAGUGUAUCAGUACAGCUAUUGAAACAGAUAAAACUUUUAAAGACUGACUUGGGAAAACACCUACCUGAAUUUUGUUAGAAAAUGGACUCUGAGGUACGUGCUGCCUUUCCUCAAAACAAUAACUGAUGUGUAUCUGUGCCAGAGGAACAGUGUGCUGGUGAAAAUAUAGCACUAUGUUUCCAUUUUAGCAACUGGAUUCUCUUUGCACUUUUGUGUUGGAAAC
Molecule: messenger RNA, 1342 nt
Organism: Manacus vitellinus (golden-collared manakin)
Lineage: Eukaryota; Metazoa; Chordata; Aves; Passeriformes; Pipridae
Product: cell surface glycoprotein CD200 receptor 1-B
Exons: 7
Coding region: 105-974 (289 amino acids)
Biological process (GO): regulation of neuroinflammatory response
Cellular component (GO): external side of plasma membrane
Molecular function (GO): signaling receptor activity
Source: RefSeq, a predicted model, not a curated record